This is a messenger RNA of Ramularia collo-cygni, 1830 nucleotides long. RefSeq lists its product as uncharacterized. NCBI's taxonomy places the organism in Eukaryota, Fungi, Ascomycota, Dothideomycetes, Mycosphaerellales, Mycosphaerellaceae. The transcript has 4 exons. The record is from RefSeq and is a predicted model, not a curated record. Bases 1 to 1830 code for a protein of 609 amino acids.
AUGUCGGAAGUGCAGAACACCCCAGCGGCCGCAGCGCCUGUCGAGACCGUUGCACCAAUUGACGCGCCUGCCGUUGCCGAACGUGUGGUGAACGAGCCCGUUGUCGACGCCGAGGCACCCAAGGUCGAUGCCGAGACUGCGGCAGCGGAUGGCACCACCACCGCGCCAGCCGCCGCCGUUGCUGCUGAUGAGCCUGCCGUCGCCGAGAAGGCUGUCGAGCCCAUCACCGAGGGCCAGUUGGCAUACAAGGGACCUGGUCUCGUUUCGUCGCUCAUCGCAUCCAAGAAGGAAUUUUGGCUAGACGACGCUGCGGUCACACCACAGAACCUCGACCUGUACCUCCGCGGCGAGAAGCCCGAGAUCGCACACCCCAUCGUUGCAUGGGCCAGCCAGACCGGCAAGGGCCUGCUUUUCUUCAACAAGAAGAAUGACACUGACCGCACACACCCCCACGACAUCCUCGCUCUCUACGAGGCCACUGACCUCAAGAAGGAGUCUCCACACUCUUUCUCUUUCAAGGUUGGCAGCCACUCGCACACCUUCAAGGCUACCAGUGAUGCUGAGCGCGAUGGAUGGUACAUGUCCAUUGAGAAGUCCAUUGAGCUCGGCAAGGCUUCCAAGGAGGAGAUUGUCGCCCAGGAAGGCUACACCGCCGAGCUUGAGAAGCUGAACAAGCCCUCCGUCCCCAUUGUUGCUGCCCUUUCCAAGCGCAGCCAGUCGCAGCCAAAGAAGAGCACCGACGGCGAGGCUGCAGUUGAGCGCACCGGCUCAUCCGAGGGCGAGACCGACAAGAAGCAGAAGACCCGAUCCACUUCGCGCGGAAUUCUCAGCCGCCUGCAGGGUAAGAAGGAGGAGCACGCCGAGAAGAAGGAUGAGGAGGAGAAAGAGAAGGCUGUCGAGGAGACAUCGAAGCCCGAGGUCGAGUCCACCGAGCCGGUCCUGGCUUCCACAGAGGCUGCUCCAGUUCUUGCUGCUGGCGCCGCGGCAGAGGUUCCAGUCGUCGCUGAAUCUCGCGACACCACCGAGACACCUGCCGUCGCAGAGACGAAGCCGAACAAGCGCAACAGCAUCUUCGGCCGCGUGUCAUCUACAUGGGGCAGCAUGAAGAGCCCCGCCAAGGAGAAGGACCUCAAGGAAGUUGAGCUCAAGCCAGAGACUCAGGCCACUGAGGCUGGCGCUGUCUCCGAGAACCCACCCGUUCUUCCAGAGACUGGCAGCACUGAGCCCGUUGUGCCGGUGGUUGCAGAGCCAACUGUUGAGGCCAAGAACGAGACGCCCGCGCCCGCAGAGACAUCCGCGGAAACCCCCAGCAAGGAGAAGAACAACUUCCUCGCAAGUUUGAUCAAGCGUGGCCGCAGCGUUAGCCCUUCGACCAGCAAGAAGACGACUACCAAGGAGGAGGUUCCCGCCGUGCCAGCCGUUCCCGCUGCUGAGCCUACCGAACCAGUUGUCAAGACCGAGGAGCCAACGCCCGUUGCCGAGCCCGUCGCUGUUGCCGACACCAAUGAGCCCAACGAGAAGGUUGAGGAGCCCAAGACCGAGACUAGCGCGAACAAGCGCCAGUCGAUGCUUGGCAGCCUUGGCCGCCGUGCAAGCAAGGCCCUCAACCGCAUGCAGACGCCCAAGAAGGAGACACCAACUGCUGCCACCACCACCACCGAGGCCACCACUGAGCAGGCCGUUGAGACCAAGCCAGUCGAGGAGACCGCUGCUGUGACUGGUGAGAGCAAGCCGACCGAGGCUCAGCCCACGAUUGGCGACGUCGUCCCCGAGGCGGUCUCGACUGGCCAGCCCCAGCACAACACCCCAGCUGUCUCUGCGAGCGCAUAA